Geodia barretti is the source of this 512-nucleotide messenger RNA. The record is from the annotation of a GenBank genome assembly. Lineage: Eukaryota; Metazoa; Porifera; Demospongiae; Tetractinellida; Geodiidae.
GACUCGGGCAGUUAAUGUUCAGCAAAAUUAUCAUCGUUGUUGAUAAAGAGGUUGACGUUCAGAAUGUCGAAGAGGUGCUUUUUUAUGUCGGAAGCAAUGUCGAUCCAAAAAGGGAUGUGACGAUUGUUGAGGGACCUGUUGAUGUGCUGGACCAUGCGGCACCGCUUAUGGGCGCGGGAUCGAAGAUGGGCAUUGAUGCAACAACGAAAUGGGCAGAGGAAGGGUAUCAACGCGAGUGGCCUCAGGAACUACAAAUGUCCGACGAGGUGAUUGCAUUGGUCGAUGAAAAGUGGAAAAAAUACGGCGGAUUUGAGAAACAUACGCAAUGGACACAACGAUCGUUGUUUAACCGCAAGGAAAAUUAGAAAAAAGGAAAAAACCAUGCAAGAAACGAUUUACGAUGUUGCGGUAAUUGGCGCGGGACCUGCUGGCGCGCAAGCGGCGGUUUCAGCGAGCCAUCAAAUGCGGCAUGUGUUGGUGCUGCACUCAGGAAAGGUGAGUUUUAGUCGUGG